AUGUUGUAUAAUUAUCAAACACCAAAUCAGUAUUCUAUACCAUGCACUCCUCCAACACCUUCUUACAUGAACUAUAUGAAUAGUAGAGUAAUGCAUCCUGGUGUAAUACAUCCAAAUCAAAUACCAACUCAGCAUAUGAUGAUGCGAGAGGGGAGAUCACGAAGUAUAACUAGAGGCCCAUUUUCAAGAACUGUGGCUAGUAGAUCUACAACUCCACCACCAAUUCGUUCUAAACAACGUACGAAUAAUGAAUUAAAUAAGUUUGAAUAUGGAGUAAAUGCAACACCAGAUUUAGAAAAUAGAACACUGUCAUAUCAACAGUUAGAUAGUUAUAAUCAACAGCAAGCAAAUUAUAGGCAUAAUACUUCUGAGAUAAGAAAAUUAAAUAAUCCAAACUUCCCUAAGACACCUACAAUAUCUGGUAAAUCUAAUAAUCAAUUAAAUGUUAACAAUACAGAAUUAAUUGGACAACAAAAUCAGCAACAAAGGAAUGGAAUAGAACCAACUCCAACUCAUGUAGCAAAAGUGAACAAAUUGAAGAUGUUAUCUAUGCAAAAUUCUGCCCUUGGAUCUUUAACAGACUCUCUUAAUAGAGGAGUAGCUUUGGGCCCUUCUCGUCAAACAUCUAUUCCCCCUAAUUAUUACCAUGAGCGUCACCCAUCUGCUUCUCCACCAAAUAUGAGAAAUUGUACGGCAAGUUUUAAUGAAUCUUCAAGCAAAGUGUUAAGUUCAUAUGUGUCUAGGCAAUUAGAGGAGGAGGUUGGAAGACUCAGGCAUUUAGUAGAAAUACAAACUAAAAAGAUUUCUUCUUUAGAACAAAAAAAUACUGAGUUGGAAAAUGAAAUAUUACUUCUUCAAAAAUAUCAACAACUCUAUCAAGAUAUGAUUAAUACUAAUUCAACUGCAGAAAAUAAUAAUCAUAAUGCAAAUAAAAAUAAUCUAAAUAAAUUAGAUAGUGAAGAUGAAUAUGAACAUAAUACUACUUCAGAUACUGAAACUGAUUAUUUAAAACAUAUGACAAAUACUGAGAAGAACAUGCUACAGAAAAUGGAGCCUAGGACAGCAAAGUUACAGGUAGCCGAAAAACAAUCAGCAAUGUUUUCAAAUAUUCACGAAUUUUCGGCAGAAUCAGCUCUCAGAAAAGCUGGGAUACCACCUGGAAAGCCUGCUUAUUUAUAUCGUCUCCCCUCAAAUCCUGAGCCCGUAGAUAUUCAGUUGGCAGACUUUCACAAUUCUAGGAGUUCACUUGUUAGGUGGUCCAAAGUUAGCAGUACUAUUUAUUUAUUUGGUACAACUCAAGUCCAGUUACGUGUACUUCGUGGUCGUCUUCAAGUAAGGGUAGAAUCUUGCGAUUGGGGUAAUGGUAACUUCUGUCCAAUAGAAAAAUUUGUUUCUGUCUUUGAACCUAUUGAAAGGGCCAAAAUGAAUGCAUAA
Molecule: messenger RNA, 1434 nt
Organism: Cryptosporidium muris RN66
Lineage: Eukaryota; Apicomplexa; Conoidasida; Eucoccidiorida; Cryptosporidiidae
Exons: 1
Coding region: 1-1434 (477 amino acids)
Source: RefSeq, a predicted model, not a curated record